Messenger RNA from Cryptosporidium ubiquitum, 825 nucleotides. RefSeq lists its product as uncharacterized. The record is from RefSeq and is a predicted model, not a curated record. The coding region runs from base 1 to 825 and encodes 274 amino acids. Lineage: Eukaryota; Apicomplexa; Conoidasida; Eucoccidiorida; Cryptosporidiidae. The transcript has a single exon.
AUGGAUUCAGAGAAGAACGUAGAAAGAGGUAGAAAAACACAUAAGGAAGGAAUUUCUGAAAGAGUUGGAAUUGUUGGAAGAAAAAUUAGCGAUAUGGAUAAAAUUAUACCUUCAAAGGAACAUAUUGAAGAGGGGCUGGCUCCCAGUGAGGGAGAAUUAGCAAUUGUUUAUCAUGAUACUCCAGCUGGCUCUACUCAACAUAUUGUUACAAAAUCUCCAAAUAUAUCACCUGUAAAACAAGAAGAAUCCAGUUUAUUGGGUAAUCAAUCUUUUCAAAAUUAUAUCAACCCACACAGCUUGUACAGUCCUGUAUAUACUAGUAGCCAAAUUGGAGGUGAAUAUGCAUUCCCUAAAGUGAAAUUCUCAAGUCUAAUCUUUCCAUGGUCUGCGUUUCUAGCUGUAAUUAUCUCAUAUGUACUUUCAAGCUUCUCAUGGUAUUAUCUUUUUUACAAUGAUGACUAUAGAUUGGUAUUGGCGCCUUUUGUUACUUCCUCUAUUGUAUGCUUUUUUGAAUCCCCUGUAAUGCUCGCAAAAUAUUUAUUUAGGAAAAUGAGAAAAUCAUUGAUAUGGAAAUUAAUUCCGAUGGGAAGCAUGGUGUUUCAUUCUCUUCUCUUAUUAAUUUCAUCAGUCCCCAUCAAUUUAUUAUACUGCAGUUAUAUUCUUAAUAAGGGAGAUCCAUCUCAAAUAUUUAGUUUACCUUUACAUUAUUUGAUUUUGGCGGGAAUUCAGUCCUUGUAUAUAUUUCCAUGCAUUUUAUUUUUAGUUGCACAUUCCAGAUUUGAAUCCCAAAUACUAAAAGAUAGAACAGAAUAUGACCACUGGUGA